AUGUGGUACUGUGGCCUCCCCGGCUCAGUGCCCCUCUGCAGUGAUGCUCCCCUCAUUAAGGUCCCUCUCCUCUUCCCUCUGCCCCCCAGGGAGCAGCCGAUCUACACCACAAGGGCCCAUGUCUUCCAGAUCGACCCAACCACAAAGAAGAACUGGGUCCCUGCCAGCAAGCAGGCCGUCACCGUCUCCUACUUUUACGACAGCACACGCAACAGCUACCGCAUCAUCAGUGUGGAUGGAUCCAAGGUGAUCAUUAACAGUACCAUCACACCCAACAUGACGUUCACCAAGACAUCGCAGAAGUUUGGCCAGUGGGCGGACAGCAGGGCCAACACUGUGUUCGGACUGGGCUUCGCUUCAGAGCAGCAACUGGCCAAGUUUUCUGAGAAGUUCCAGGAGGUAAAAGAAGCAGCCAAGCUGGCGAGGGACAAAUCUCAAGACAAGGGUGAGACGUUGAGUAAUCACUCCCAGGAGGAGUCUGGACGUGAUACACCCUCGAGCAACCGGGCAUCCAGCAUUAACGGGACGGAUGAUGAGAAGUUCUUGCACGUUGAUCCAGAGGAGGCUGUGCUGCAGACUGAGAACGAACACCUCAAGAGUGCCAUAGAACAAAGCAACACCAGCGCCAAGAAAUGGGAAACAGAGCUGCAGACUUUAAGAGAAAAUAAUGCCAGGCUGGUGGACGCUCUGCAGGAGUCCUCUGCUAAUGUAGAAAGCUGGAAGAAACAACUUGGUGCCUGCAAGGAGGAGAGUGACACGCUCAGGGAAAAGAUUGCAGAACUAGAAGCUCAGUGUAAUGAAGCCAACCAGGAGAAGCAGAGGAACGUUCAGCUGUCGGUCCGAGUGCAGGAGCUGGAGGCCGAGCUGCACGACAAAGAGCAGGAACUGGAGAACCUGAGGAAGCAGGCAGAGAUAAUCCCACAGCUCAUGGCGGAGUGCGAGAGCAUCACCACAAAACUGCAGACUGCCGAGUCCAGGAACAAGGAGCUGGAGGGGAGGGUAGAUGGUCUUCAGCUGGACAUAGACGACAGUCAGCAAAAGCAGGUCAACAUGAAGGGCGAGCUGAAGAAGUUCAUGGAUAUGCUGGAUGGAAAAAUAGACGAGCUGCAUGAGUUCAGGCAGGGGCUCUCCAAGCUAGGCGUUGAUAACUGAGUAAAGUGGCACUGAGCUGAAAGGGUCAGAGGUCAGGUACCAAGGAUUCACUACAGUGUGUCUUCAGGGCAGGAACUAUGUGGCACCCUCUCCCCCAAGGUGAUGUCCACUCAGAUUCUAUCAGCUUUGGCUUCUAAUAAACACUACCAUGUGAGAAAGAGAUGUUUUCGGAGAGGGAGAGAGGGACUGGCAGGAGGGAGGCCAGCAUGCUCCACCAAAUGGCUCCAUUUUGUGUGCUGGCAUUCUGCAACUAAAUCAAGAGUCACACUUUGAGCUUACUCUUCCGUUUCUGUGGGGGGGGGGGGGGACUGCUUCACAAAGCUGGUGGUGGGUUCUUAGGUUCUGUCCAUCUGUCUUUUUUCUGAAGGCUGCACAGGCAGUCUGAACUUUAGAGUGGAAGAGGAGACUCAAAGGGCUUUAAUGAAUAACACACAAUGACAACGCUGUUCAGCAUCACUCAAGUAAUAAUUGGUGUGAAUCCUUGUGGCCCCCUCAGAGAAUUAGGGAUGAAAUAUUUCGUCAAACUGUCCUUGCUGUGGCCGCUCUUCUAUCUCAGGUGUGUUGGGAGACAGUUGGUACUCAUUAGAUUUUAUGCACAUACUUGACAAACGGCCGUGACACAAAGUGCCUCCAGGUGUCUGAAUAUAUCUGGCAAGAAGAACUGGCCAAGUGAUGACCAUCACCAUAAUAACAACUUUAGGAUUUUUGUAAGUAAUAAAAAAGAUAAAAUAAAAUGAGAAAAGCCCGUACCAGGGAAUAUUAAUGGGUGUUAAUGUUGUGAUAAACACAAAGGAUUAAACGGGUAAAGAACCACAUUGAGGAUGGUCAGCAGCAGGAAGUCAUUAACCCACUUAUUGGUGUUUUCAGUAAACACUCCUUUUGUUUAUAUUAACAUAUAGAAGCUCUACCGUCUUAACUUCAGAAACAUCUAAAAUAAAUAUAAAUAGGAACCCCAUUUUCCCAUGAGUGGUGUAAUGUUCAGAGGACUCUGUGUGUGCAAUAGUAGUGUUGUCAUUAUGUGAAACCAAGACGUCUCCCAGGCUGUUGAUGUGUUUCCUACACACAUUAGUUUUUGUUAUGGUGGUGGUUAUUUUUAGGGGACUUGGUGCUGCUCGAUGGGUGGAUAAUGUGAAAGUGUACUUCACUGAAAACAUUUAGAUGGCAUGGGUUUUUUCACUACAAACCCUGUCAGAUUCUUGGUUUUUGUUUUACAUAUUUUUUAUUUAUUUUGGUGCCUCUCUACAACUAGUGUUUCUAGAACAUACCAAGUAAUCAACCUUAACCCGAUGUCUCUAUAGAUGUACCAUAAUAUAUAAAAUAUACCAAACUGUCAAAAGGUUUUAUAAUUGAGGAUUUGUUUGCAAGAUGGUUUCGCAGUUGCUUUUGAGAAAUAUUGAAACAUGGUACAUGUGAAAUCAAAGGCUUAUGUUGAUAUGGCACAUUUACUGGGUUAUACUAUGAUGUUAUAAGUCUAUAUUUUUUCAUCACUGUCUUGAUCUUUGAAGGGAACAUUUGCUUCUCUCUGUUUAACUAUACUGUUCAUAAGUCACCUGAACUUGGAAUACAAAGUUUGAUCCUUCCUUUUGAACCAAUGCCUCUUGUGCAUUUUGUGACUCCUGUUCAAUAUUGUACAAUAGAACUGACAAUUGUUAAAAUUUAGUUUAAAUACAAUGCUGAGUUCAGUGUCUUC
Notothenia coriiceps (black rockcod) is the source of this 2842-nucleotide messenger RNA. It is a transcript of the gene homer2, whose product is annotated as homer scaffold protein 2. NCBI's taxonomy places the organism in Eukaryota, Metazoa, Chordata, Actinopteri, Perciformes, Nototheniidae. Bases 1 to 1152 code for a protein of 383 amino acids. The record is from RefSeq and is a predicted model, not a curated record. Gene Ontology annotation, biological process: G protein-coupled glutamate receptor signaling pathway. The transcript has 9 exons. Gene Ontology annotation, molecular function: G protein-coupled glutamate receptor binding.